Molecule: messenger RNA, 2271 nt
Organism: Mugil cephalus (flathead mullet)
Lineage: Eukaryota; Metazoa; Chordata; Actinopteri; Mugiliformes; Mugilidae
Gene: mphosph10
Product: M-phase phosphoprotein 10 (U3 small nucleolar ribonucleoprotein)
Exons: 11
Coding region: 9-2141 (710 amino acids)
Biological process (GO): rRNA processing
Cellular component (GO): Mpp10 complex; small-subunit processome; sno(s)RNA-containing ribonucleoprotein complex
Source: RefSeq, a predicted model, not a curated record
ACGACGCCAUGUUUGUUCCCCGGAACCAAAGAACUGCGGCGGCUCAGUUCCUCGGUGAGCCUGUUUACCUGCGACACACGACGCUCUCACACAUGUCGGGGGGAACCAUGGCUAGUGGGGAUGUGUGGAGUGUGCUGGAGGACUGCGUGAAGACAAUAAACGCCAACACCGCACAGCCGGAGAAGUUUUUAAGCCUUCAAGAUGGAGUUGCAGCCGACUUUACGUCCCUCACCAAGACCCUUUACGACCUCAACAAAGCUCACGAGCCUGCAGGCUUCACAGGCAGCGCUCUGGCUCAGCUGGUCGUGGAAAACUUUGACGAGGAGCAGAUUUGGCAAGAGCUGGAGCUGCAGAACGGUGCCGUGCUGACACACUUUAAAAAUGCCAUUGAUGAGGCUUUAUCAGACGAGACAUUGACUUUGCUGGUGCAGGAGGAGGAGGAGGAGGAGGAGAGUGGUCAUGAGGAAGAUGGAGCAAUAGAUGAUGAAGAUGUUGAUGAGGAAGAGGAGGAGGAGGAUGAAGAGGAGGAGGAAACACCCAGACAGUCAAAGAAAAUGCCUUCUGAGGAUUACUCAGACGAGGACUCAGAUUUAGAUUUUGAUGUGGAUGCUCUGGAGAAACGAGAGAAACGUAAGAAGGAGGUCGGCAAAAAAGGCUCCAAAACAAAAGUGGUUCCCUCCGAGGUGGACGAUAAGUUCUUCAAACUGUCGGAGAUGGAGACGUUCCUUGAUGACAUGGACAAGCGCGAGGGGAAGGAGGACGAAGGUGACGUGGAUUAUUUCCAGGACCUGCCGUCUGGUGAGGACGACGAGCUCGACUUCGAUCAAAUGGUGUCCUCCAAAAAGAAAAAGAAAACCACUGCCAAGAGCUCCAGGAACCUCAAGUACAAGGACUUCUUUGACGCUGUGGACGGGGAACCAGCCAAAACAGACGAGCGGUCAGAUGGAGAGGACGAAAGCCAGGAGGAAGGUGAAGAAGAGAUGGAUGACGAGGAUGAUUACGAGGGCGAAGAGGAGGGUGACGACGAAGACGAGGACAGAAGUCGGCUCAAAGCGCCUCAAAAGAAAGUGACCUUUAACUUUUCUGGGGAUGACGACAGCGAGGGAGAGGACAUGGAGGACAUCUUUGGAGGGAAAGCUCCGAGCUCAGCAAAGUCCGAGUCAAAGUCGUCUUUUGAGAAGCGGCAAGAAAAGAUGUCAGCGAAGAUAGCGGACCUGGAGAAAGCGGCUCUGGCGGAGAAGCCGUGGCAGUUAACCGGGGAGGUGACGGCUCAGUCUCGUCCAGAGAACAGCAUGUUGGAGGAGCACGUGGAGUUUGAACAGGCGUCCAGGAUGGCGCCUGCUGUCACGGAGGAAACCACACUGCAGCUUGAAGACAUAAUCAAACAGAGAAUUAAAGACCAGGUGUUUGAUGACGUGGUCCGAAAGGAGAAACCCAAAGAGGAGGUGUUUGAGUACAAGAAGAGGUUAACGCUGGACCACGAGAAGAGCAAGCAGAGUUUAGCAGAAAUCUACGAGCAAGAAUACCUCAAGCAGAACCAGCAAAAGACGGAAGAAGAGGAGAAUCCGUCCCAUGUAGAAAUUCAAAAACUUAUGGAUACACUCUUCAUAAAGUUGGACGCUCUGUCCAACUUCCACUUCACACCUAAACCUCCUGUUCCUGAGGUCAAAGUGGUUUCUAAUCUACCAUCCAUUGUGAUGGAGGAGGUGGCUCCGGUCGGCACUAGCGACGCCACACUCCUCGCACCACAAGAAGUCAAGGAGAAGAACAAGGCAGGAGACGUACUGGGCGCCACGGAGAAGACCUCGACGGACAAGAAGCGCGAGAGGCGCCACAAGAAGAAGGUGAAGCGUCUGAAGAUCCGGGAGAAAGAGCAGAGGCAGAAACUCAAAGAGGCCAGUAAAGCCGGGGAGAACAAGAAGCCUUCGAAGGCCGAAGUCACGGAAACCCUGAAGAAACUCACGAAGGGAGGCAAAGCCACGAUACUCAAGGAUGAGGGAAAGGACAAGGCUCUGCGUUCCUCUCAGGCUUUCUUCACUCAGCUGCAGGACCAGGUGAAAAGUCAGAUCAAAGGAGCAAAGGACCAGUCGUCAAAGAAGAAGAAACAAAAGCAGCUUUCUGUCACCAAACUCAAGUUAUAACAACCUGUAAUGGUUCGUUGUGGAUUGUGACCUUUUCACUGUACAGAUUCUUUAUGAAUAAGCCGCAAUAUAUUAAACCAGAAAGUCCUUGUAAAAUGUUUCCAUUUUUAUUAAAAACUUGUCAAGUGCU